AGUUGCAGAGUGCUGGUGACUCCCCUCGCACUGGUUGAAAGUUUGGUCAUGUCAGGGACUCGAACCCCAAACAGUUGGAUUUUUAGUCUAGGAACCUUACCGCCGAGUAAUCGUUGCUUCUUGGACAAAUAAGGAUUCAUCAUCGCUUACAGGCAAAACCGACAAUUUUUCUCGUGACCGAAAUUUGUAAAAUUAACAAAACCAGAAAAUUAGCGACUUUCAGUUGAUGACCUUUUAAAAUCAAUGGAAUAGGAUUGUAUAUUAGAAGAUCAGCGGAUACAAUAUUUGGUGGAAGCAAUCGUUAUCUGUGUUUAGAUUAUUUGGUUAAUCAAUUUCAGAAUUUAAACGUAAAUUAUUGUCUUUAAUAAGACAUACAAAAAACCGGCCUUUGUAAAUUCUACAGUAACGGUAACAAGAUACUUAACCCAACUUUGAUUUUGAUUCAGUCUUUUGAACGCACGCCGUUUUAAACGCACACCGAUUGCCUGAGCCCCUUGUGUGUUUGUGGUGCAGGUGAUGAAGACAGCGAGCACUUUUUUCUGCACUGCCAUUUGUUCCAAGCAAUGCGGAACAAGCUCUUUGGUUAGCUUUCUGAUGUCCAUGGACUCAAAAUUUCAAACCUCUCCGCAACGGAAGUUUGUGAAGUAAUAUUUUGUGGAAGUUCCGAAUUAAUUGUUCUUGCCAAUAGACUCCUUAUGGAGGCCACACUUCAAUUCAUCAAAAACACUAAGAGAUUCUUUCAAUUGAAAAACACAACAGCAGCAACCCCUUUCUUUAUUUUUUUCCUUUCUAGAUCUACCUCUGAAACAUGUGAAUUAAUUAAAAAAUUUGUGUGUAAGUUUUUCUAGAGGUACUAUACUUUUCCUGAUUAAGUUUCUUUUUCUUCUUCUUCCUUUUUUGCGUUUAUAUUUAAAUGUAAUUGAAAAUUGUAAAUGUCACUCAUAAUAGAAAUUAGAUGACCUUUUGUCCUUCACUAUUGUUUGUGGCAUGUAUUUGAGUAGCUUUGGUUGUACUUUGAAAUUUUAAAUGAUUAAAGAAAGAUUAUUUGGUCAAAUAUUCGCGUUUAAUUAGGCUUUAUGAUUAGAUUUAGGUUAAUAUUUGUUUAUGUGUCAAGUUUCAAACAUUUUCAUCCGUGUCCUCCAACAUUCUACGCUGGGUACCAGAACCAAAAAAUUUCGAGUGCGGAAAUUGAAAUCCAAGCGGAGAGGUGGGGGAGCUUAGGAGGUCCUAUUCUCCACUCCUAUUAUCUAUUUCCGCGCUCGAAUUUUUGUGCUUGUGGUACCUAGGGUAGUAAAAUUCGCACUACCGAUGACUAGUUCAGCCUAAUUUUUAAUGACUAUUUUUCAAACAGUCAACAAAGUUUAUUCGAGGAUAAUGCAACGUAACAAAAUUUUUUGAAAAUUAGAAGAACCAAACUGCCAUUUUAUAUUUAUGCUUUUGUGUAAAAAGAGAUCUUUUAUGACACUCAAUUUUUGGAGAAUUGGGUUACCAAUGAAAAAUUGCAGGGCUACUUUGGGGGCCAGUGGGUCAUUUUUGCAGUCUGUACUGCUUGUGCCAGAUAGGAAGGCCCGAUGACAAGCUGUGCAAUUUUAAAAUCGCUGCAGCGUGCACAAAAUACAUAAAUGUUGCAUUUCUCUUUGCGUUCAAAACAAAUCGAUGAAAAGCAAGACAUGUGAAAGCAGGAAAAUUGUUUUUCGAAGAAUCAGAUUUUGGUUUCAAAAAAUUAAUUUCUUUAUCGGCGUGGAAACAAAUAAUGAGAGACGAUGUCUCCAUUUUCCAAUGUUCCAAUGUAUGAUAUAUUAUAAAACAUGUUUUCCUAGUUAUUUUUUCAAUCUCUUUCCCCACAUCCGCUAUUCAUCUACAUUCAGAUCAAGACAGUCAAUGCCAGAGCAUGUAGUCACUGUUGCCAAUUUUAGCUUCCGUUGCACAGGAGCGGAGAUGCUUCCUUUGUCUUAGACAUGUAACCAUCGUACGAUAACCUGUUGUAGUCAAUGGACCAUUUACUGGCGUCUAGACUUUUUUCAUGUACAUCAGAACUAUUCCUAAAAUACACUACUACCAAAUGGUAGCUGAGUUAUCUACCCAGGGUGACUUUACCACCCUUAUUUGAUAGAUAUACCCCAUGAGUAGAUUUUCGUUGAUUGAGGCCUUGAAAAUUUGAAUCUAUCGUGCAUCGUAAGCUGCAGGUGACGGGGAUUUUCCGCAAUGCUUAGAAAACUUUAGUUUGUCGUAAAGGAAUGCGAUAAGACCAUAUACGCGUGCCUCCAGUUUCAAUUACCUUGAGGCUAACAUUCCGUAAAAUGAUAAUCAAAGCAAGGUUGGCAAAACUGUCUAACAAGGAUAAUUACUGUUUCCAGUUAUCAACAAUAGGUAUUGUAAUGUAGAAUAGGAAAGCGCAGCUCCGUUAAUCUUAUUAGCAGCAUACCUAAUCAAGCGAAUGACCUCUGCAAUGGUUCAAUCGCGCCACCGGUACUCAAUGAGCCGUUCACAAUAAGCUUUCACAGUUACCUACAGUUUGUUCGUUUUUUGCUCGCGAGUUUGUUUUUACAAAUUUUCCUGUCCACAAAAUUGUUAAAACUGGAUCUCCUAAAAAACCGUUGCUCUUCAUGAAGAGCAAUGAUUAAUUCAAAAUCAGUGUUGUUCCUAACUGUGAUCCUUGCAGGACUCCUUCAAUCACACCACUGCGAUGACGCCGUGCAACAAGUAGAGAAAACAGGCAACGAGGGUGAUGAGUACAAGGUAGUAACAUUCACAGGUGCAGAAAAAGAUUCUGGAACAAAGUCAAAAGUUUAUGUUGUGCUAUAUGGGGAUGAUGGAAAAACGGAGGAAAAGGAACUCCAAAUUGAUAGCUCCAAUAAAGAUGCUUUUGCUGCUGGAAAAACUGAUAUAUUUCGACUACUAGUUGGAGAAAAAAUAGGAAAAAUUAACAAGAUACAAGUUAGGACAGAUGGCACUGGAGAAGAUCCUAGCUGGCUUUUAAAAGAGGUUGAUGUUAUCGACCCAAAAAAUACCACGUUUAAGUUUCCCUAUGGGAAUUGGAUCGGGAUCGAUACAGCAAAUACCAAUGCGCCAGUUGUGUUGAGAGCAGCGGCAGAUAAAGGUCUUGCAAGAUCUCAAAGCAGGCGAUCAGUAGACGACGCUAAAGUGAGAAAAAGACGAGGAAAAGAAGAUUUCAUUCCUGGUCUUACACUGCAAGUCUUCAAGAAAAUUGAUGGUUAUAUGGUAAAGGAUCUGCUCAACACUUCUAAAUAUCCUAAUUCUCCAGAUGAUACCAAACAGCUAAGCGACUUCACUGAACGUGAAGGCCUCCCCGAUGAAAGCUAUGGGUCAAAGAUUUUUGGUUACUUUAAACCACCUCAGGAUGGCGCAUACACAUUCUAUCUUUCGAGUAAUGCCGAGGGGCAAUUCUUUAUCAGUACUGACGAAUCUCCAUCUAACCUGCGAAAAGUGUGCGAAACCAUCGGAAGACAAAUCGUAAAGGAAGACCAAUAUGAUAAGUAUCCAAAUCAGAAGUCCAGUCCUGUAACAUUGAAGAAAGAAAAAAUGUAUUACAUAAUGGGUUUGCACAAACAAUUAUAUGGACACCAUCAUUUUAAAGUUGGAGUUUCGUUGCCAAGUGGACAGAAGCUACUCCCAAUUUCAUCGUCAUAUGUCUGGACUAAAGCAAAUGCUGAUGCCUCCGCAAAUGCUGCUGCUGCAGCGGCUGCUGGAGCAGGGGCUGGGGCAGGGGCUGGAGCCGGUGCUGAUGCAAAGCCCACGAAAAACCCCAUAGAGGCCGCUGAAAAAGCAGCUGGAGCAGCGGGGAAGGAGGCUGGAACUGAUGCAGGCCAAAAGGCCGGACAGGAUGCGGGUAAAAAGGCUGGGCAGCAAGCCGGCGAAGAAGCUGGGAAGGAGGCUGGACUGAAAGCUGCCGCAGAUGCUCUUGGGAUACCAUUGGACGAGUUAAAAGCAAGGAAAAAUAGAACUGAGGAAAUGAAGAAAUAUAUGUUGAAAAUCAAGCUUUACGCAGCAAAUUUCCCCUGCGCUGAGCCCUACGGUCACGUCUGCAAAUACGCGUUGUCCAUACAUGAAGACGACUAUUCUCUGCAUCUGGAACCAAGAGAACACGCCACAGUAUUUAUCGUAAGGAAGCCAGGGCUAGAUGGAAGUGUCAAUAGCCUUUCUUUGGAGCUGGACGCGCAUAGGGGAUAUUAUGUUAGGCGUGAUGGAGUCAAGUUUGUGGCCCAGAAGGGAGCAGUAGCCCAGUAUUCAUCGUUUUCAUUCGAAAGCAAAUCAUCGACAUAUCCGGAUGCUUAUGCGAUUAAACUCGGGGGCUCAGAUUAUCUUUGCCAUGCUGGUGGUACAGCUGACCUUACAGUAUCAUCUUACUCGAAAGACUGCACGUUUUUGGCUGUCCACACUGAGCUUGAUCACAACCACGAGCAACAGUCAUGUGUAGAUUAUUGCAAAAAGGAGGAAAAGAAAGAGGAAGCAAAGGCAGCGGCAGAAUCCUCAUCUGAAGUCAAAGCUAAAGCUGAUGGAGAUGCUGACGCUGGUGGCGAUGCUGGGGGCGAUGCUGGCGGAGAUGCUGGCGGAGGUGCUGGCGGAGGUGCCGGUGCCGGAGGUGCUGCUGGUGGAGCUGCUGGUGGAGCUGCUGGUGUAGCGGCUGGCGGUGCAGCUGGCGGUGCGGCUGGUGGAGCUGCUGGUGGAGCUGCUGGUGGUGCGGCUGGUGGUGCAGCUGGUGGUGCGGGCGGUGGAACUGGCUCUGGUGUAGGCAGUGAAGACGAGGAUCCAGAUGAUAACUCACCUUUAGCAAAACAAAUUCAAGAGCUUCUCGGCCAAGCGGGCUUGAACGCUGCUGCGGCAGGGGCCACUGGAGCGAGCAGCCUCGGUGGUGCUGGUGCUGCAGGUGCUGGAGCAACGGCCGGUCUUCAAGCUGCUGCAGGAGCCGCUGGCCUGAUGGGGUUAGGGCUCUAUGGGCAAAAAAUUACAAACGGCUUGACUCUACCACAGCUUGUUGGAUUAAACACAGGUCUAGCAGCUCAGAUUAAUCCACAAUUAGCACUUAACACAAUCAGCAAAGUUGGCGCAAAGAUAAACAUCCAACAAGAUGUGAACGUUAAUAAGCAGGCGGCACAAACAACUGGCGCAGGAGCAUCCAGUGGCGCUGCGUCUGGAGCUAGCGGCACUUCAACAGCAGGCGCUGGGUCUGCUGCAGGGGCUUCUAGCUCAUCUACGUCAACUGCAACUGCUGGUGCAGCCGCUAGUGCCACUGCAACCGCAACCGCAACAUCAAUAACAAAGUACGUUGCAGUUAAAUUCAUCAACAAUGCACGUUGCUGUGUCAAAAUUAUUUCUGUUCUUGGGCACGAAAAAGAGUACCCAUUAAAUGCAAAAUCAUUGAAACUAAAGAUCGUGUUCAGACACAAGGACGAGAAGAAACAACCGCAAAUGGUCACUUUCCAAGGAGUUGAUGUCAGUGGGGCUGGGAGAAUUGUCAAGUUUGAUGGUCAGAAGUCAAUAUCAUUUAGACCUGUCGCAGAUGGAGAUACAUACAUAAGUGUUCUUGUGACGUCAGAAGAUGCUCCUGAACCAAAGAUUAUCCAGACAGAGAAAGUUAAAGUCACACAAAACGGUAAGGCAGUUUCUUAUGACGUGGACACUAAAGUUGUCGAUAAUGACGCUUCUGGAGAGACUGAAAAAAACAAACCUAACAUAGUUACUGACCGGCUAACCAAACAGCCGCCUCUUUUGGACCAACAAGGUGACAGAGUGACUCAACUUUUUCCUAACAAAAAUGAACCAGUGAUAACCAAUUCCGCCAACCCAGCCAAUCCUGCUAAUCCGGCCAAUCCAGCCAAUCCAGCCAAUCCUGCUAAUCCGGCUAAUCCAGCUAAUCCAGCCAAUCCGGCUAAUCCAGCUAAUCCAGCCAAUCCUGCUAAUCCAGCCAAUCCGGCUAAUCCAGCAAAUCCGGCUAACCCAGCCAAUCCGGCUAACCCAGCCAAUCCGGCUAAUCCAGCCAAUCCCGCUAAUCUACUAGUUCAAGCUAAUGAUGCCAUCCUUGCUAAUCCUAACAAUGCAGGGCCAGUGCUUUUAACGGGUGCUACAUCGAGUGCUCUGAAGACUGGACUACAGGGUACAUUUUACGUUGAUAAUAAUGGAAAACUAAGGAUACAUCCUUCUGCAGUUCACGGGGAUGACGUAAUGGGUACUCAUAACGUUCAUGGCCAGAAGGUUCUUGAUGUGAAUGGUGUACAUAAUGUUGAUGCAAACGGGGCUAUUGGCCAUGUUGUUAGCAAUGGUAACGCCAUAGACGGCAAUGACUUCAUCCUAUCUGACGAUUACAGCAAACUUAACGCUAACCUGGGAGUAACUGCUCACCGUAUUGUCAAUGAAGUUGGCAACCCAAUCUUAGCGGCCGAUUUUCCUGGAGAUGGGUUGAAGAUUAUUGAUAGGGUCGGAAGUCAUGUGUUGCAUAACACUAAUCAUUUACCGACUGUUAAUAAAAUAGCUGCAGACUCAACGACAGAAACUGUAACAGCAACUGACGGGACGUUGUCGCAACUGAAAGCUCCUGAGACCGUACCUCAAGUGAUAAUCCCAUCCGCCUUGCAGAUGGCACCAUCUAAAACACUUAUGAUCAUUGCAGAUCCUACGCAUCAAAUUGCUCAUGUUGGCAGUCGGGUUGACCACUCCUUGAGUCAUGGAGCCACUCUUGCUACCCCCAUAAACUUAGUUUCUAAGCCCCUGGUCGAUCACCGUAAACAACCGAUCCAUCAUUCUGUGUCUACAACACAGCCACAUAACAUAAACAUACUAGUAUGUCCAGGUACUUGUAUUGGGCGAUGCGCAGGGAACUGCCCACAACAAUGCUGUCAGGCGCAGGAGCAUGCUAAGAACAAUAACCACAAUGUAGUUGUUUGCCAAAGGCCUUGCAUUGGCAACUGUACGAGCACGUGUCCGGCUCCUUGCUGUCAAGUGACGCAAGCACAGGUUAAUUCUGCGCAAAACAGCCCGUCUCAUUCUGUUAGCUUUUAUGGACAUGCGCAGAACGCACCAACAACUCAAAUGGGUGUUCCUUCCCAGCAAGCUGCCGGAGUUUUGUGUCAGGGGCAAGAACCUUGUCACCAAGCAACAUAUGCGCAAAAUCAGGGAACUAUCGUUUCACAAGGCAGUUUUGUGAUUCAUCCAAAUGGACAGGUAACGGGUGCCAAGAAACAUUUGCCUAAGCAAAAAGGAGCUCAGAUAAGGAUCCAGAUUGUCUCUCCAAAUGUAGCACUAAAAAGGAAGUCCGAAAAUCAUCUAGCGGCAGUAAAAAAACAUACAUUGUCAAGCGUUAAAAUAGGGGAAAAGAGACAUAAUACAGGUAUCAAGAAACAGCCAGUUUUUAAUUCAAGGUAUCAGCAAUUUGCUUCAAAGUUGUCAAAAAUGAGGACAGUUAUUGCUCGACCGAUUAAACGAAGUGACUUGACAAGAACAAGCAAGGGAAAAUACAAGAGUAAGGCAAAAAGAAAAUCUAAAAAGCUAAAGAAAAAUUUCCGGUCGAGCAAUAAAAGAAAACGUAAAGUGCAAUCUGGUAAGAUCAAGCAUCGAUAUCGUCGCUCUUGUGAAUGCCAAACAGUUUGCAAAAAGAGUGGCAUUACUACCCCAGGUGAUGACGGCUGUGUGACGAAUUGUGUAGGUUGUCCGAAUGGCUACGAAAAGUAUCGGAAAAAUAGCUUAGCACAGAAUACUGACCGUCAAGCUGUAUCAGAAGAUAGUUUGAUUGACACAGUUACUGACAAUGCUGACGAAGAAGAAGAGCUCGUUGAUUACGUCAAUGAAGAUGAUGAUCAUGUGACAAAAGAUGUGACAGGCACAAAGAAGAGUCUGCCGUCAAAGUCAAAGGAAACAAACAGAAGGACCUUUUCCGAAUAUAAAAAAGAUGAUGUCAAAAAAGCUACUCUGGGUCAAAUGAAAAAGGCUAGAGGCCAAAGAGUGGAAGAUAAGAAAGAGAGGUCAAAUGUCAAAAUAGAAAAACCAAAGGAACAAAGUGGUAGAGCAUCUUUAGAGAAAGGAAAGAAAAAAGAGGAAAGUGAUGCAAAGAAAGAAGAUAUUGAUAGUUCUGAAUUUGGCGACUCACUUAGCCAAAAAAUGGUAGAUGAAGAAGAAGAGAUAGAAGAUGCCCCUGAGAAUGAAAAACAAGGUGAAGAACUUGUUAAGGAUGAAGAACAUGAAGUUGAGCUUAUGAACGACAAGAAGAAUAGUGAAGCACAUGAGAAUUCAGAUGGUAACAAGUAUAAGAAAAACUUAAAUUCCGUGAAAGGUUCCGACACAUCAGGUCAUAAAAAGUCUUUGAAAGGUUCUAAUGAGAAUGAAGAAAAAUUUAAAGAAUUUGAGGAAGCUGAAAUCCUGGAUGACAGUGACGAUGAAACGAUAAAAGAAGGCGAGAAAACAUUGGAAAAAACAGUUGAAACAAAGGAGUUCAAAUCUUCAGAUGAUAAUGCUGUCCAUUAUAAUUUCACCAAUGCAGAUAGUGUUGAAGAAAAAGUUGAGAUCGUUGAUGGAGAUGAGAAUGACAGCGACCAAAAGGAAAGCGAAUUUUCAAAAUUUAAUUCAAAUAAAAGUAAAACAGAAAGUAAAGAUGUAGAAUCUGAAGGUGGCGAAAAAUCAAAAUUGGUAGAAGAUGAUAUUAUUGAAGAUUCAGAACACUUUUCCGAAGAUGAAUCUAGUCAAGAUGAUGAUCUUAUCUUCAAAUCAGGCCAGUCAGUUACUCGUGUAGCAAAUAAGAAGAAAGGUCGAGAAGAUAAGAAUAAUCACGAGGAAGAAAGUAAGUCUUCUCGAAAAGAAGAAGCUAAGAUUGACAGCUUGAAGGACAAAACUGAAGAAAGUACAUAUCAUACGGAAAAUAAGGCAAAUGCUGUCAAAGAUUCGAACAACGUGAAUAAGGAGCUUGAAGACACAAAGAAAAAUUCGAAAGAUAAUGAAAAGGAUUCAAAAGUCGAUGAUAAAGAUUACAAAGAAGAUGAUAAAUAUGACAGUAAAGACAAAGAGUCUAAUCAAGACAGCAAGAAAGAUUCUGAAAAUUCCAGUCAAUUGAAGGUGGAAAAGAAAACCGAUGAAGGAAGCAGCAGUGACAAAGGAACAAGUAAUGAUAAAGGAGCAAGCAGUGGUGAAGGAGCAAGCAGUGGUGAAGGAGCAAGCAAUGACAAGGAGGAGGGUUCAAAAGAAAAACCCGAGCUCAUUUCGAUCAACGUUGAGCAACCGUUAUCCAUUGCUGCAAAUGAAAAUAAACACAGAACUGAUGAGAACGCCAAGCAAAAGGGGGCAAAAAGCAGCAAAAGUAAAUGGCAUAGUGCAACUUCAAAAAUUCUACCGGUAAAGAAUUUAGAGAAUAACACGCAAGCAGUCAAAAAUGUUGUUUCACAGAAAGCACUGUCUAGCAACAGUGAAUUACCACAGGAAAAGUCUAAGCAUACAAAAGCUAAAGAAUCAGAGAAAGCCAAUCUGAAAACAGACAGCAAACAGAUUCCUAAACAGGAAUCUGGUGUUUCAAGUAAGGAAGAAAAGCCAGGUAGUUCAUCAGACAGUAUUCAGAAAUCAUUGCAGAGUGUUUAUGCUGAUAUUGGUACAUUUGAUAGUACUGGUGAUUAUGAGAAAAAGUUUUUAUCUAAAAAGGAUCCAGAAGAAAAGAUAGAGAAAAGUGGAGCUUUGGAAAAUGAUAAAUCCAAGUCUAUUGAAAAAAUAAUUACCAACGAAACAGCUUCAAUUCGCGGGGACGAUUCAAGCGCUGCAUUAGCUAAAUCUUUGAAAAAUAGUGAACAAAUCACCCGACCUACUUCAAUCUUGCAGAAUUUUAAAACAGGCGGUGUUACGUCAGAUACAGGGUUUUUUAUGGAUGGGACAUCAAAUCACGAGUCAGCAAAUCUUGGUAAAAGUGCCGAGAAACGACCUGAGGAUAAAAAGAUUGAAACAACGGAAAAGGAAAUGAUGGCAGAAAAUGAAGUCGUGACGGAUUCAAAUAAGAUGGCAAAUAUCACAGGAAAACAAGAUGUGAAUAUUGAUAAGUCACCUGAUCAGAGUAGCAGUGGAGAUGAUACAACAUACGUCAAGCCAACUGAACCUACAUUGCUAACAAAUGUACAGAAUUUGAAUGCUACUUCUGCAAAUGAUAAAACGCUCAAUGAUUUCAAAGGCUUUCAGCCGACGCCGCCAAUAACUUUGAAAGAUUUCAAAACUGACGACAAGAGACCGGAUGAAGUAACUAUUCACGAAAAUGUAGGAGAUUCUGAGGAUAGUGCAGUGAUAACAGCAACAGCACCAGAAAAGAAUGAUUUUGGAAAUGAGACAUCUCGUGAUGAUGGCUCAAAUGAUAAGAUGGAAGUGAACCAUGGUUUAACUUAUAAUGAUGUACCACCCCGAGGUAGCAACGACAGCAACAUGGAGUUUGUAGGUGAAAGUAAGCAAAUAACGCCUUUCAACGGGGAAACAAGGGAUGAUAACGUAGCAGAUGGUGAGUCAAUGACUGCAGUUGAUGACCUUAAUGUAACGUCCAGCAGUCAAAAUAAUAUCAGUGAAGAUGAGAAGAAACUUAAUUCUGGAGAAAAUGCCGAGAAGAGUACGAGCAAGGAAGAUGAAAGUACUGGGGAACAGAGAAUUGGGAUAGAGAGCAUAGUGAAGACUGAUACGAAUACUUCUGACUCCAAGAUUAAAGAUGAUGACAAAAAGGAAGAAACGGAAAAAGAGGAAGAAAAGAAAACAGAGGAAGAAACGAAAAAGAAGGAAGAAAAGAAGAAAGAGGAAGAAACGAAGAAGGAAGAAGAAAAGAAGAAAGAGGAAGAAAGGAAGAAAGAGGAAGAAAAGAAGAAGGAAGAAGAAAAGAAGAAAGAGGAGGAAAAGAAGAAGGAAGAAGAAAAGAGGAAGGAAAAAGGAAAGAAGAAAGAUAAAGAAAAAAAUAGAAAGGAAGGAGAGAAGAUAGAAACAAACAAAACAAAAAGUCAAAGCAAUAAGGAAUCUUACAAAGAAAGCAAGAAUUCAGCAGAAAAAGAAAAGGCUAAUAAAGUUGAUAAAUCUGAGAAAUUGGAGUCAGCUUAUAGAGAAAUUGGCUCAGGUGAUACUUUAGAUGGAGAUGAAAGUACAACAAACUUCAGUCCUGUAAAUGUUUUUACAGAUGUUGAUAGCAAUGGUGACUUAGUGGAGGUAGAAAAGGAUGAUCCGACUGGUUCCAUAGUCACAAUGACGGUUGAUCAAGAAGCUAUGGGUGAGGAUGCAGGUGGCGAUAAUCGGGAAGGUCUAGAGAAUGGAGAUGCUAGGCAUGAACUUGGGUCGGAUAGUGAAGAAGAUGAAGUAAAAGAAGUGGCUAAUCGCCUGUGGGGUAGACCUGUUCACUCUGCACUAUCUGAAACCGAGGAUGGUUUAGAUGCCGACAAAGAGGCCGUGGAAUCGUACACUAGUGAACAGAACAAUGAUGAGAUGAGUCUCGAUUCGCUUGCAAAAAUACUGGAUGAUCUAGAUAAGAGUGUCGAUUCGAUCAAGCCAAGGAAUAUGACAGUGGAUAAGUUUGUCAAGGAUGAAAAUGAUGGAAAGAAAGGGAAGGAUUCAUCGAUUAAUGAUAAAAGAGGUUCAAGUAGAUCGAAGGAUGAUAAAAAGGCUGGAAAUCGAGAGGGCAAAAAAGGGAAAAAAACGGAGUCUGAUGAAGUUGACCAGAGUAAAUCAAAGCAAAGUAAGGCUGCUGGAGUAAACAGACAAAAGCAGACAAAGGCUCUUAAAAUGAAUCUCAAGAAGCCAAAACAAGUGAAAGGUGUUAACGUAAAUCAGAGCCAAUCUGCUAGGCCGAAACACAACACCAAUAAAAAUAAAAGUAAGACAAUCAAACUUAUAGCGAAAGCUGGAAAGGUUAUUGAUUCUGAUAAAAAGCAAAAAUUGAGUGACAAAGAAGAAAAUGGGAAACUGAAAGAUGUGAAACCAGAUAAGGGAUUAAACGAAGUGAAACAUGUACAUAGCAAGAAUGAUGGUAUCACAAAAGAAACACAGAGUAUGAAAGAUGAUUCUAAUUCAAACAAAGCGAAGAGCAAUGACAAUGAUGAUGACUUUGUCACGGCUGUAGAUGACGGUCAAGCUGCCGAUCAAGCAGUUGAAGUAGUCGAGCCUAACGAUGUUAUUAUGUUCACAAAAGAUGCAGACUCUAGUAAGAAUGAUUGGUUUGAAAAGGUUAUUAAGAAACCAGCGGGCAGUCAUCUUAAAGGAAAGCACACACCACCUAGAAAGGAAAGACUGGGCUACGAUUUGGAAACGGAAGAUGGCCAAGCAAUGUUUGAAGGAAAUUUUGAUACUGAUGAUCUGAAUGUUGAUGCACAGGGGAAGGAUACUGAUGCACCGGAGGAAGUAAAAAAAGCAAAAGAAAGCUUUAUAACACAGGUUUCAAGUCUCGAUGAACCGCUGUAUGACGAACAAAUGAAGUCUAUAAAUAAGGCGUUGGUGAGUGAUGACGAUGUUCAGUUCGAGCCUGGAAGCAAGCACUUAGAAUCGAAUCUGUUCGAUCUUCCUGACGAGAGAGAUGACGUUGCAAAUCAAGUAAAACAGAGCACUUCACAGACCAUGAAUAAAAUUGCCCAGACGCUAAAAAUGGAAAAUAUGGUGGAGAAUAAGAAUUCCUUCCCAGAUGAUGUAGUGAAUUCCAAUUUUCUUAGACAGAAGCUUCCAGAAGAAGAAAUAAAGGCUGAAGUUAAGAGUGCUAACGGGGUUGAGGAUGAGCAAAGUUUGUCCUAUUAUCCAGAAAAGCAGUCAUACGAGGAAAGCAAUGGUGAUGUCAAGCAUGCAAUCCCAUCAGCUGCACGUAAACAAACGACAAAACACUCGGGUGAUUCCAAACACGUUGGCGUAGAGGAAAGUGAUUUUGAUGGUGGCGAUGAGUUCUUGAACCCGAUUCCAAAGUAUCUGAAAAGUGAAGCAGCUAAGGCGAGGCAAGCUGUCCUUGCAAAUGGCAUGAAGAAGGUAAAUCAAAAGAGCGGCCUAAGUGUUGUAUCGCCAAACAAAGUCAAGGAUAAUAAAAGAUUGAAUCUUCUAAAGAAACCCUUCACAGGUGUUACAAAGAAAGUUAACAAUGUAAAACCCAAACCUGUAAAUAAGCCUAAUGGAAAACCUAUUGCUCCAAAUCUGCUGCACCAGCAACCGAAAGGUAAUCCUUCCGGGAAAUCAUCUGAAAAAUCUUCUAAAAAUGUCUCUACCAAUCGCAAUCUUAAGACGAAUGGUUCAAAACUUGCUAAACUAAUAAAGCAAGCCCUUAAGGAAAGCAAUCCUAAAGGCAGAGCAAAGGCUCAGAAGAUAAAGAGAUUGAAUGAUUCUUUAAACGUGAUUGAUGAGAUGGAAAUGCAGAUCGAUAAGGAACUUGCAAAACCAGAUUCUGCAGUUGUAAACGAAGAGCCAUCUACAGAGUUGGCAAAAAUCACCGAUUCGGAAGACCCCUUGAAUAACAACGAGCCAUCAACAUUAGCUGUGUCCCCCACUGAAUCAAUAACACUUAAAAGUCUGCUCCCAGAAUAUGGUGCUGACACACCCGGAGUAUCCGCAACUGCUAUAAAUAAUCAAAACUGGAAGCCCAGGCCGGCAUUUCCAAGUCCGUAUCUGACAGAAAGGAAACUGAAGUCAGAUGUACUUAAUGACAUGUACUCGAAAGAUCAUUUCCACAGACUGAAACAGGCGAAAGCAUUGCUACAGAUGCAGAAAUACGAGGCAGACAAUGCUGUUAACAGAGUCAAGGAUAUUCAGUCAAAAUCAAUGAAUGAUAUAUUGAAAUUGUCGAUGGGCAGGCAGCAAGCUUUUAUAAAAAAGAUAGCUGAUAAGUACGAGAAAGACUACUACUCCCCAUCACAAUCCGCGGGCGAUGAAGAAACCGAUCAUGCGCCUGCGUCAGUUGUGCAGAACGACAGUGAUAAGGAGGCAGAGAAUGAUAUCCCAUUAAGUAAGCUGACAGACUUAUUGAACGAUGAACAAGUCGAUGGGCCUAAAGCUUCGAACAUGAUUGAAGCCGAAAACAGUCCUGAAGAAGACGAUUCGCGCCCAGUUAUUGUACAGAAAGAUGACAUCACAGAAUUAGGUGCAGAUUUGCCUGAUGAUGCGUCGGAUGAUGAAGAUCAAGAAGAAGGUCUGCGAAUGGAUUCCGAUGACAAUGACAAUGAACUUGAAUCGCAAGACAACGAGCGAAUACGAGACAUGACGGAAAACAACGAGGCUGAUGUGGGUAAGGAAGACGAGGACAUGGACGAAGAUGAAGAACCUUCCGAUGACGAGACAAGCGAUGACGAAGAUUCUGAAAAAGACUCGGACAGCGACGACUAACGGGUGAAACUAGGCUUUCAACAGAGGAACCUUUUCUUCUCUAAUGUUAGCAUUACACCUCAUUCACAUCUUUAAAGAUGAAUAUAGCUAAAAUUAGAAAAUUCCUGCCAAGUGGGGCUCAUAUUUCAAGUUUGAGGUUUUGAUGCUACCAUUAGAUAGCAUUACCCUCCUUUUGCAUAUCGAUUGAAAAUGCUCUUGUUUCGAUUCGGUAUUAUCAAAUUUAUGCACUAUUCUAAUUUUUGCUAAGCAAGAAGUAUAAUUUUCUGAUUUAAUCAGUUUAACAUUUAAACAUUGCAUGUUUCUUAUGUUUAAAACAGGUUUGUAGUUAUACACCGAGUAUCAUGUGCUUUAAUGCUUUAGUAUAACGCGUAAUUUGCCUUUGAAAAAAACCCUUAUAUUUAGGUAAAAUUAGAAGAUUUAGAGCUAGUUGUUUGUCUAUGAAGUAAGUAACGUCUUAAAGAGGAUUUUUGAAGUGAAAAGUUUAGCAUGUGGCUUGUGAUAUGACCAUUUUCACUCCACUACCAUUUUAGACCGUGAUAUCUUCUCGAGGUGAUAUCUUAUGAGUAUCUUUGGAGUUAAUCACAUUCCUAGAACGAAUAAAAAAGUCGUUCUAAAUGCAAAUUUGGGAAAGAUAGGUAUUUUUUGAUCAAAACAAUUUAGCUUCGAUACAUUUGCCAGUCUAUAUGCUGAUUCAGCUCGGUAGAUGCAAUAUUUAUUCCUUUUUUAUAUCUAACCAUCGAAAACCACCAAUCGAUUUCUUGUUAUAGACCAAUGUGACUUCCUGCCAGAGCAUCAAAGAUUUCAUAGCAUUGUGCCCGCAUGCCUUUUACUUCUUCAAUGCCAAAGCAUCUAGGUUUAGUUGGCAAAAGCAAUGACUACUUUCGAUUAUCGAUCCUCUCUUGUUUUCAAAUAUAAGCUAGUCGGUUUAAUCUAGUCUGGGAAAUGUGUGCCCUCCAGAUGAACAUUAAUGGUCUGACUUGAUAAGCAAUUUUUCUUGCAUGAAAAUUUGGGCCUAGUUUUGUAGGUAAAAACAUGUUUAUGCGUUUCGUACUAACUUCAUUUGAAAUGUGAUCAUAAAUUGUAUGGAUAUCGCAAUGCAUCAUGGGGAGUAAAAGCUCCUUCGCGUCAUUGGUAGGCAUUGAAACGCAAGGCUUAACAAUUGACAAGAUUAUUAACUAAACCCACAAUUUAAUAGUAAUAUUAAUCAUUCAAAAUAAUAUGUACCUUUAGUAGUGAUGAAUGUCGAUAGCUUUAGAAGAGAUUGUAUCAAAUAUUAGGCUUAGCACUAGCAUCGUUGUCUCAUUUUUUUAUCCUUUUCACCAAGUUGAUACUUAAAAGCAUUAAAAACCACCAGAGUUGAUACUUAAACCGCAUUCGAUUCAUACCGUGAUUACACGAGGUGAUUACACUGUCUUGUCUGAAAUGUGUUCGAAAUCCUCGUGUAAACGUUUAAGCUGUUGAUUGUGUAGUUCUUUAUUUUUCAAUCUCCAAGCGUCUGCCACAUCAACUUUUGAGAGGCUAUCAAUUCAGAAAUGAUACCCUUAAAAUUAGCUAUUAGUUAAAUAUGUUUUUGUCUGUAGAAUGAGAUAGAAUUUUGAAUGUUACGGUCGGACAUUAUUUAUAACGUAUUCAAGGUUGCUGGAAAUGGGAAAAUAAAUCCCAUUACUUUCCCGACAGAGUGUAUCAGUAGAUUCGGUACUCUACUUGGAACAUAUCCCCCCUUCCUCCACUCAUGAUAAAAAGCUCUUUCCAAACUUACUAAAGCAAACGUUGUUAAUCCAUCAGCUGCUAAACCCUAAAAGCCUGCCUGUAGACUCCAACGUGAAAUCUACUUUUCUUAUAGUUGUGUCGCACGCAGGCUACGCAUGAAAGGCUUAUCGAGUUGAGUAACACGAUGAUUGUUACGAUCAAUGGUAGAAUGGGAGGGGAUGGGUGGCUGGGGCUAUAAGCUAUGCUGAAAUAAUCAUUGUUCCUUUUUGCUAAUACUCUGGCGAUUUCAGUGACAACCAACGUCUUUCGCCAACCAAUGUGAAGAAGACUGGGAGCUUCACACACAAAAGCACUCUUUAGAAGCCCUUUAUGAUUAUGAUAAGGUCUUUGAUGUUUGUUGUUUUAUGGAACUAUUGGUAUUCACAUAAGUAUCAAUGUGAACGUUCCCAAACAUUUUUGUAUCAAUCCUUGCAGCUUGUGACCAAGUUCGGUCAGGUUGUUUAUGAUGCCAUAGCCCCAGUGAGCUUAAACAUUUUUAGUAUCCCAAGGACAGUUUCAGUUCUUAAAGGCUGACAGUAGAACAAAAAACCGAACGUUAGGGUUCCAAAGAAAACUACAAGGGCUCCGCUUGUUGUUUAUGAUGCCAUAGCCCCAGUGAGCUUAUUUCUUGCCAGGAAUGCAGGAAUGCUUGAAAUGCUUUAAGGAAAUGAGAGCCACCUUUUGAAGCAUACUAGCCCUCCUAUUCAAAAGGUUAGAAAUGAAAUAUAUUGUCUAUAAGCGUGAGUUGAGGAGGAUUAUUAGACCCCCUGUUCAAAGGCCAGCUCCUUUCGUUGUUAAAGUUUUUUGGUGGAACUUCUGCUUAAAGCCUAUUUCUGAAUAUUUGGCGGAUACUAUGCAAGAAAUAUAUUGA
Molecule: messenger RNA, 16915 nt
Organism: Rhopilema esculentum
Lineage: Eukaryota; Metazoa; Cnidaria; Scyphozoa; Rhizostomeae; Rhizostomatidae
Biological process (GO): detection of mechanical stimulus
Cellular component (GO): membrane
Molecular function (GO): calcium channel activity; protein binding
Source: RefSeq, a predicted model, not a curated record